UUGCAAACGUCAAAUCCAAAUCAACAACGGAUCUUUCUUUACAUGGGAAACUUUCUACAUUUUCAGUGUUUGAAAUUCCUGAAUGAUUUGAAACCAUGUUUGGAUCGAUAGUUUCAUCCCGUAUGAGACACAAGCUCUUUCUUGCAUCAUCUACACUCCCUACAGACGAUUCCCAAGCAUCGAAUACAGCAUUUCUGUCUCCGUAUUUGAUCUUGGGAUGUGGAGUUGGGAUGGUCACUUUUCCAUCUUGCCUCGGACUCAUGCAGGUGUUGGUGUUCCGUCCUUUGCGUCUGACCUGCGCAUUGUGGGGAGCCAGUGUGUUGGGACUUGUGUCAGUUGGUUUGUCUGGAACAGUGGCAUCUACAUGUGCAAUGCACAUCUUCAAAUUCAACAUGGGUCUUGGCUCUUCAUUGACAUCUUAUGGAAUUCUAGAAUCUACGUUGAUGUACGGUGCGACAUCAUCGCUAAUCUUUAAGUGUCUUGGAGGGCGAUUUAGUUCCGUCUUGCCAAGUAAUCUGCUACAUCCAGGAGCAUUUGCCAGAGAGGGUCUCUCAGCAUCUUUUAACUAUGCAUCCAAUAAACAGAAGAGAUCUUUACGGAUGGUGGGCAAGAAAUACGGAUGUCAUACAUGUGGUAGGCGACGACUUAAGACCAAAGACUUUAUUGCUGACCACCAACCCCCACUAGCGGUAAUCAGAGAAAGAAUGAUGACCAGGAAGACAUGGUAUGAUGUCAUAUUCCGCAGACGGCUACGAGAACUCAAGUUCUACCCACAGUGCAAUACAUGCUCCGAUACCCAAGGGAUGCAUUUAAGGACGGCGUAUCGCCCCGGGUUUAGGGUCUGGAAAUGGAGGCAUAUUGUCACCCAUUCAACAGCCCUGAGAUUAUAUCAUCUAUAUCUACCUCUACCAGUUCUGAUGCCAUACCUCGAGGGUCUGUUUGUAACAUGACGUUUGACAAAGAUUAUUAUUUGUUCAUUUUAAGUAUAACAUUCAGGUAUUUAAAGGCACUGGACACCUUUGGUAAUUGUC
Molecule: messenger RNA, 1031 nt
Organism: Asterias rubens (European starfish)
Lineage: Eukaryota; Metazoa; Echinodermata; Asteroidea; Forcipulatida; Asteriidae
Exons: 5
Coding region: 96-950 (284 amino acids)
Source: RefSeq, a predicted model, not a curated record